UGACGUCCAAGUUCCACGACGCGGCCUACUUCGGCGAGGGCGCGAAGCGGCGCGACGCGUACACGGAGGAGGAGUUCGAGAUCCAGGCGGUGGCGUGCGGGCUCGACGUCGACCGCUGCGUCUUCGUCGAGUGCAUGCUCGGCGACGCGGUCGCCGAGGCGUCCUGGGCGCUGGAGCGCUGCCGGAGCCACGACAGCAAGAUCGGCGCGGUCGUCGCGCACGCGCCGGCGCCCGACGGCGGCGACGCCGUCGAGGAGUUCCUCCGGCGGCUCCCGGGCUGCGACGCGCACCGCAAGCCCGCGGGUCUGGCGGGGGGGCGCGUCGUGCUCCUGGGCGACCCCAUGCCCCACAAGUUCGCCUGCCUCGACCCGCUCUACGGCGAGGGCCUCGGCGCGCUCCACGCGCGGGGCCUCCACUGGGAGUGGUGCUGCCGGCCCGAGUCGCUGCCGGCCGUCGCGACGCAGAGCUCCCGGUUCCCGGACAUGACGUUCGUGCUGGACCACUGCGGCCACAACGCGGGCGGCGACGACUUCAAGACGUGGUCGCGCGACGUCGCCGCGCUCGCGGACCGGUGCCCGAACAUCCUCUGCAAGCUCGGCGCUUCCGAGGAGUGGGGGCUCCAGUCGGAGAAGCCGGGCCAGUUCAUCAAGCACGCCAUCAGCGUCUUCGGCGCGGACCGCUGCCUCUACGAGUCCAACUUCUUCGUCGGCCACGCGGCCCACGGCCUCGCCUACGACCACGCCGCGCGCCUCACCUACGACGCCCUCGCGGGGGAGCAGCCGGGCUGCUGCGACGACGAGGACGCCGUCGCCCUCGUCUUCGCGGGCAACGCGAAGCGCGUCUACGGCCUCGGCCACUAACAUGGUGCCCUGC
Messenger RNA from Aureococcus anophagefferens, 873 nucleotides. RefSeq lists its product as hypothetical. The transcript has a single exon. The record is from RefSeq and is a predicted model, not a curated record. Gene Ontology annotation, molecular function: hydrolase activity. NCBI's taxonomy places the organism in Eukaryota, Pelagophyceae, Pelagomonadales, Pelagomonadaceae. The annotation marks the transcript as partial.